UCUCCUCCAUUCACAACUUCCAUCACUUGACUGAGCUGUCCAUCCAGACUCUUAAAGAAACUGAAGAAYCAGUAUCCAUGACCAACACGAUGACAUCAACYGUCCUCAUCAGCUUCCUGGCCUGUCUGCUCCUGGUCAAUGUUGAAGGCCAGGUGGGUCAUUCUAAAGCUCGGUGCCUGUGUCUGAAUGGAAUGGUGAACCACGUUAAGCCUCUUCUCAUUGAGAAGCUUGAGGUGUACACCUCCAGCCACUCCUGCCGGAACAUAGAGCUCAUUGUCACUCUGAAUAACGGAGAAGGGAAGAAGUGURUGAAUCCKGAGGCUCCAUUUGCCAAGAAAACCAUUGAGAAAAUAAUGAAAAAACAAAGGUGA
This is a messenger RNA of Salvelinus sp. IW2-2015, 371 nucleotides long. RefSeq names its product C-X-C motif chemokine 11-1-like. Bases 78 to 371 code for a protein of 97 amino acids. Gene Ontology annotation, molecular function: chemokine activity. Lineage: Eukaryota; Metazoa; Chordata; Actinopteri; Salmoniformes; Salmonidae. The transcript is spliced from 3 exons. The record is from RefSeq and is a predicted model, not a curated record. Gene Ontology annotation, cellular component: extracellular region. Gene Ontology annotation, biological process: chemotaxis; immune response; defense response.